Molecule: messenger RNA, 1622 nt
Organism: Penaeus indicus
Lineage: Eukaryota; Metazoa; Arthropoda; Malacostraca; Decapoda; Penaeidae
Exons: 6
Coding region: 426-1388 (320 amino acids)
Source: RefSeq, a predicted model, not a curated record
CCGUGGGGAGCGCGCGCCAACUAGCCUCUUACUAGCCCGGCGCAGAAUAGGAUUUAGAAACCUGUAAAGGAAGUGGCAUCCUGUGAGAAAAGUAACUAUAACUAGCUAGAGGGAUCUUACUGGAAAAGGAAUUGGAUGAUUUACUGAAUAUGCGAUUUGUUUAAACUCAUGAUCAUUGUCUGUACAUGUUUGGCCUUUCGGUGUUAUGCAGUUCCUUGUGAUGUAAUAAUGUGAAAACUGUGAUGAUUUAAACAGAAAAUACAUAUAUAAAAAGUUUGAUUAAUGCAGCUGUGAUGAAAAGGCAACAUCGGAUAAGAGCUGCCAUCGCCUCGCAUUCCGGAAUUACUCUUCCUCACACCAACUUCAACGUUACUCCCUGAGUCUGAAAUACUCUCCCGCUUGGGAGCUUCACGUGGCGCGACGAAAUGCAUCUCGGACGUGUCUGUUUGGUGCUGCUGCUCGUCACUGAAGCAACGGACUGGGCAGAGGGCGUGGCGAGGGGCGUGGCGAAAAGCGUGAAACAGACUCCCAUCAAGACGAAACAAGAGGAGAAGCGCCAUGAAAAAGACAAACGCCAGCAGUACGGCUGGAGGCCAAGGCCUUGCUGUGGAAGCGUGGUCCCUCAGCACGAGGCGACGGAGCUUCCGCGUGAAUUCUAUCGGGUAAUCGCCGGACCGUCUGUGAAGAUUGAGAACGUCCCAAGCAAGGCCAGCGCCCCUCCUCCCGCCGUGACUGACCUGAGCGUGACCUCGCUGGCGCUGCUGGCCGACGGGCGCUACGCUCUCGGCCUCGCGUGGACGGCGCCGGGGGGGUUCCUCGGAGGGACAGCUUCCUACUACAUCUUCCGGUUAAGCGACGACCAAAGAGACCUCACGCAAUCAGGCUUUGACGAGGCCGCUGCGUACACCCUCCUGCACGCCAAGGGGGAGGACCUCGAGUCUGUCCUCCGCCGGAGUGGCAGCCCGGUGGCCCUCAACGUCACCUUCAGCGGGGAACUGGACUGCGACCGAGAUUACUUCGUGGCCCUGAAAGCGAUAGACGACGAAGGCACUGCCGGUCAUGUGUCGAACCUCGCCCACUUCACCUCGUCGGAAAUGCGGUUCCCGGCGCUCUUCGACAGGGUCAUAUGCGACCAGAAGACACUAACGGAGGAAAUGUCGAAUCACACCCGACGUCAGAAAACUUACAAGAAAAAGAAAAUCCGUAAGCGACGCAAAAAAAAUAAACGUAAAUUACGCAAAAUGGAAAAAAACAUGAGGAAAAUGAUUGAAAGACUUCGAAAUCGUAGACGUAAGCGUAAGCAAACUAACAAGAAAAGAAAAAAUCGUAAGCGAAGGAAAAAAACGGAACAGAAAAUUACCGAAAGCUCGGAAAAACAAAACAAAUGAAAACAUUUCAGAAUCAUAACCGACGAAAGGAACUAGCAGGAGAUUUUUUAAAUCACAACUGACUUCAAGAAACUAAUAAAAGAUUUUUUAAAAAUUCAAGUCUAUGCCAUGUGUGGCUAAUGGUUCUCUUUCACGCAAUGAUACACGAGAUUAUGUAAACACGGGUGUUAUUUGCCAGUAAGGGAUGGAGCGGAUUGAGUGGAUAUGAUAUCCAGUAAAAGUCAUAUGUAUAUG